GUCCAGGCAAGUUGACUUAAUUUUCAGUUUUUCAUCUUCUCGAUCAGUAGUAUCCAGUCGAUCGCUGACAAUCUGGAUCAAUCAGGUGCUGCAGGUUAACUUAAUGGCUGCUGCGCAUGCUCCUCCUCCUCCUUCUUCAUUGACCUAUGAUGUCUUCCUCAAUUUUAGAGGCCAAGACACUCGAGAGAGCUUUGUCUGCCAUCUUCACAAAGCUCUGGAACGGAAGACACUCAAAGUCUACAUUGAUAAACAAGAUCUUAGAAAAGGCGACGACCUUUCGGACCUACUGAAAGCCAUUGCCGAGUCAAAGCUUUCGAUUGUAGUUUUCUCUGAAAACUACGCGACUUCCACAUGGUGCUUGAAAGAACUGGGGCAGAUCCUGGAAUGCAAGGCCAAGCAGAACCAGAUUGUGUUGCCUAUUUUCUACCGAGUAGAUCCUUCCCACAUUCGUAAACAGACGGCAAGUUUUGGCGAAGCUUUUGCCAAGCUUGAACUCGACCGCAAAAAGGACAAGAAGUUGCUGCAAGAAGUGCAGAGAUGGAGAUCCGCUCUAAAGGAAGCCGCCAACUUAGCUGGCUGGGAUUCCAAAGAUCAUGAGGAUGAUGCCGAGCUUAUUGAUGAUAUUGUAAAACAAGUCUUUGAUAAAGUGAAUUGGAUAUCGCCACAUACAGAGGAUGGCUUGGUUGCCAUGGAUUCCCAUCUGCAUGAAAUGAGACGACUGUUAAAUGCUGCCCCGGAUGAUAUUGUCUAUAUUGGAAUCUGGGGAAUGGGUGGCAUAGGAAAAACGGCCAUUGCUGAUGCUAUUUAUAGAGAAAUUUCUCAUCAAUUUGACCACCGUUGCUUUCUUAAAAAUGUGAGGGAAGGUUUGGAGAAGGGAGAAGUACAAAUGCAACUUAAAUUUCUAUCUGGAAUUUUGAACGAGAAAGUCGACAAUUUUGAUGGAGGUUACAUGAUGAUGCUGAAAAGGCUAGGUAACAAAAAAAUCCUAGUUGUUCUUGACGAUAUACUCGAUUCAAUCCAGAUUGAAACCUUACUCGGAAGGAAACGUUCAUAUGGCGGCGGAAGUAUAAUUAUUGUAACAACUAGAGAUGAACAUGUGGUGCGUGAAUUUAAGAUAUACAGGCCCAAGCCACUAAGUGAUCGCGAUGCUCUGAAACUCUUCAGCCAGAAUGCCUUCAACACAUACAAACCCUCUGGAGAGUAUGAACAGCUCUCAAGGUGCAUAGUAGAAUAUGCACACGGUCUGCCCUUAGCGCUUAUAGUAUUGGGAGCAUUACUUCGUAACAGAAGUGUAUCUGAGUGGGCAGAUCAGUUCAAGAAAAUGAAGAAAUAUCCGAACCCAAAAAUUGAGGAGGUGCUUAAAAUAAGCUAUGACGGACUAGAUCAUUCACAGAAGAACAUAUUUCUAGAUAUUGCAUGUUUCUUUAAAGGAAUGGACAAAUACUAUGUAACAAAAGUUCUCGUCAGUUUUGGCUUCUCUCCGAACAUUGACUUAAAUGUUCUAGUUGAAAGAGCUCUUGUAACCAUCUCAGACUCCAAUAAGCUUGAGAUGCAUGAUUUACUACAAGAAAUGGGUAGGGACAUUGAAUCCGCUAAAGAAGAUGGGAAGCGGAGAAGAUUUUGGAGUGAAGAUGCUGAGCGUGUGCUAACUGAAAAUACGGCUACGGAAUUUGCGGAAGGCUUGAUGAUUGACUUGCCGAACAAGGAAGACAGAUCCUUCAAUGCUGAAGCUUUUGUUAGUAUGAGGAAACUGAGGUUGCUCAUAUUCACUUACGGGCAAAGGUAUAUUGGAGAUAACGGUGAAAAUCACCUGAGUGGGGACUUCAAGUUUCUUUCUCAUGAGUUGAGGGUUCUCGUCUGGCAUAGGUAUCCUCUAAAGUGCUUGCCAUCCAACUUUGACCCCAAGAAUCUUUUGCAGCUUGACAUGCGUCUCGGUCACAUUGAACACCUCUGGGAAGGAUCUAAGCGGGCGAAAAACUUGAGAAGCAUAAAUUUGAGUGGCUCUCGAUAUCUUAAAAAAACUCCUGACUUGACUGAGUUGCCAAAUCUUAAGAAACUAGAUCUUCAUGGUUGCUCAAGUUUAACGGAGGUCCACCCAUCCAUUUCAGCCCUUAAAAACCUUGUUUUUUUGAGUUUAUCAGGGUGCAGAAAACUUAAGAUUCUUCCGAGCAGCAUUCAUAUGAAAUCCCUCAAAACCCUUAAUCUUUCAGACUGCCCAAAUCUUGAGAUGUUUCCAGAGAUUUCGGAAGAUAUGGAGACACUAUCAGAGCUUAUGUUAUUUAAUACUGCAAUUAAGGAACUACCAUCGUCAAUUGAACGGCUUCGGGGGCUUAAAACAUUAAACAUGUUUUACUGCAGUAGCCUUAUCUGUCUUCCAGACAGUAUCUGUAAUUUGGCAGAACUUAGAUCUCUCGACCUGAGUGGUUGCACAAAACUUUAUAAGUUGCCUGAGAACAUUGGGAGUUUAGGAUCUUUGUUGGAACUUCAAGUUCGAAACAGUGGUUUAGAACAACUGCCAGUCUCUGUCUUACAUUUGAAGCUUGGUAGAUUAUCGUUUGGUGCUUGCAAACAAAUGGUGGCUCCCCUUUCAUCAUGGCCAUCAUCAAUUCAAGAUUGUUGUACUGCUGUGGUACAUCUUGAUUUUGAAGAUUGCAAUCUGUUGGAAUUAUCGGAUGCUAUUUCUCAUUUUUCUUCAUUAAAAGUAUUAAGGUUGUCAAAAAACAAUUUGGAAAGCUUACCUACAAUCAUGAAUCGACUUGUUUUCUUAGAACAACUUGAAUUGGAAGGUUGCAAGAGACUGAGAUCAAUACCAGAGCUUUCAUCAAGUAUAAGUUACAUAAAUGCGCAUGAUUGCAUAGCUUUGGAAACUGUUUCAACACCACAGACUGCUUACAAUAUCGGUCGGUGCUUCAUAUUUUCUAAUUGCCAUCUCCUGGAACAGAAAGAUCUUUUCAGAGAUAUUGUAGAAACUCAUUCCCCUCCACAGGGUAAUUGUUCCCGACCCUUUUAUUUCUCUGUACCUGGAAGUGAAAUACCAGAACGGUUCACCCAUCAGUGUAGGGGGUCUUCCGUAACUGCCAAGCUACCACCAAAUUGGUUUGACAAGAAGUUUUUGGGCUUUGCUAUAUGCGCCGUUACUAAUAAGCCCCUUGGUGUUGAUUAUCGUUACCUGUCUGCUCAAUGUUUCUGUACCUUCAAGGGGGAUCAUUGUGAGUACCGUUUCAGUUUCUAUUUGUUUCAUAUUUAUGUCGGUUUCUACCGCAGUUGGCUGGAGUCAAAUCACUUGUUACUAGGAUAUGUGCCAUGGUCUGAAUCUGGCAUGAUUAAGAGAGAGGAAGUCAAUGAACGCCGUUACACAGAGGCCAACUUUGAGAUAGAAUUGCACUAUGAAGAAAAUUUUGUUUCAAAUGUAAUAUCUGGCAUCGAAAGUUGCGGAGUUGGAUUCUUUUUUGCCAACAAUGAGGAAGUCGACUCUGGGAAACCAAUGGUAGAAGUUGAUAAUUCUGAGAGGAGCCUGGAGGCUUGCUCGGCUGAACCCAGUAGUAGUGACAUCAAAAGUGACACCUCCGAUGAGGAUGAGCAAUACCUUAAAUUAUCACAAGUUUUUAAAGGCGCAAAUAGAGCACUGAGUUACAUCAAAAUUGAGGACAGUGAUUUAUCUGGGAAGAGGAAAACUCUGGAAAGUUGGACACAAGAAGUCAGACUUACAUCAGGUCUGAGGCAAGGGCAUCUGGAUGAUGGUUUUAACUGGUUCCUAUAUAGCAGUGGGAUCGUAAGACACGAGUAUGUUUGUACACAUCGUCGACUUGGCUGUUGGGCGAAAGCUAUAGUGCCAACUCCCAUUGACCCAACAAUUUUCGAAAUUACUUACGUUGGGAGGCACACUUGUUGGAACACUCAACCAAUGUUGACACACCAAGUAAGAGUUACUCCGGGUAUAGGGGUUGAAAGUCCUUUUGAUGGCUUUCGGUGGGAAAAGUAUGACCAAAUGGACAUACCAGGAGCUACAUACCCAAGAGUCUAUUACAUAUGCACUCCUCAAAAUGUCAAAAGUUGCAUGGUCGUAAAGGAAGUGCAAUGCUCCAAUGAUCAGAAAAUCGUUAAAAUUACUUACAGAGGAAGACACACAUGUACACUAGCCUCCACCAGCAAUGGAGGAAUGGGUGAUAGCAAGACCUCCAUGGAAAAUGGUGCAUCGAGUAUUUGUGACCAAGUUGUCCAAUCACCAAGCUCAUCAGGAGCCAAUGGUCACGAAAGAAAUGUAAUAAUAGCUUACAGUCCUGUGGAUGAUGACAAUGUGACUAUGUUACGAGUUGCAAGCUCACAGGAUAUGGAUGUCAAUGAUAUGGAAGAUAAAGACAUGGCUAGUUGCUUAUGCCAAUUAUGGUGGUGUUGGAGGCUUUGGACUUCAAUAAUCUCAAGAAAAGGACCCGAGAAUUGAUGGAUUCUGAUCAACCAAAUGAAUCCAACUCUAUUUCAAGCCAUAAUCCAUGAAGAUCCUUGCUAGGACUGCCAAUGGUUUUGCUCGGGAGAGCCUAUGUUUUUGUUGUAUUUAAGAUACUAGAGCUACUAAUAAGGAUUAGUCAAAGCAAUAUUCUAAAAACUGUUUAUGUGCCUAGAGUGUGGCAGUGUGGUGGUCUUCGAUUCGAUCUGCUGGCG
This is a messenger RNA of Rosa chinensis, 4659 nucleotides long. Its product is annotated as TMV resistance protein N. The record is from RefSeq and is a predicted model, not a curated record. Gene Ontology annotation, molecular function: ADP binding; sequence-specific DNA binding; protein binding. Gene Ontology annotation, biological process: signal transduction; regulation of DNA-templated transcription; defense response. Bases 104 to 4441 code for a protein of 1445 amino acids. The transcript has 9 exons. NCBI's taxonomy places the organism in Eukaryota, Viridiplantae, Streptophyta, Magnoliopsida, Rosales, Rosaceae.